AUGGCAUCCACCUCGACAGCAAAGCCAUCGCGGCCUAAGCAUCCUCCAUCUCGUCAUUCCAUCGGCGCUUCUUCACCAACCAGGCUCAAGUUCAGCACCGGCGCAAAGACUCCUCUUCCUUCUCAUCGUUCACCGACGUCUAUGCGCUCCAAGCUCAAGCAUGUCGUCACUGCUCCCACACUACCCUCGGCGACGUCCCAAUUGCCUCCUGCUACCGCCUUGGAUCCGCCUGCCUGUCAACAUUGUCAUCGGAUAGACACUCGCUUCUAUUGUGACUCAUGCCUCACUUCCAGAAUCGAAGCGCACCACACCGAGAUGCGUAGGCUUUCUCUCACUCGCGACAAGGCCAAAGCUUGUGUCAACCAUCUGUUGUUCCCCCAUCCCAAUACUGAAGCUGUACGCGCUACUUUCUCAUCUUCGUCCCAGCCUUCGCCGUCGACUGGGCCCAUGCAGACCAUCAACGAGAAUGCACUUCCAGAUCCAUUUGAAUCCAACGCUGCAGAACAAUCAUCCACCACUUCGUCAGACGCCAAACCCGAUCUACUCGAUCUAUAUUCGCUGAUACAGCUACGUGCACGCCGGUCCGCCAUCAUCGAACGCGUACAAACCGUUCACAGGUGCAUCUCUGAAUCGCAACUUGCCCAUCUCCAGGGUCAAGAAGUGCUCAAAGAGAAAGUGGCGCAUAUUGCCCUACGCAAGCAGAAUCUCGCCAAAGCCUGGUCUGCACUCGAAGGCUCUUCGGCAGCUGCUCCCGCCUCUGCUGCUCAACGCUCACGCAUCGCAGCCAAGUCUCGCUGGCUCACUCAUCCAGCUGCUGAUCACAUCGACCUCCCUCUGGUCUAUACCGAUGUCUAUACCCACUACGAACGCCAAUCUGACGAUCAUAGCGACGCUGCCCUUGUGCCCACGUCCCAAUCGACUGAUCACCAGCUAGGCGCCAUUCUCACACGCGCUCGACUUGACCUCGCAGCACUCAAGACCGAGGCUCACGCUGUGUCUACGCAACUGGCAGUCACGAGAGCCUACCUCGCCCGACAAGCCUUCUCCAUCUUCACUGUAUCUCCUCCUGACACGCCGUCAUUCAAGCCGCCCCUUUUGCUCAGAACGCGGCAACUCGACCUUUCUGCCAGUGGCUCGGUGGCGCAGCGCAUCAGUCGACUCUCGGAGAAAUACAUUCCGGGCGCAUUUGGACUCCAGAGUAGCUCGUCCUCGUCUGCUCUCACCAUUCGGACUCCACAACGCGACACAGUCUCCGAUGCUCGCCAAUCCAAGCCCUCUUCCGCCAGCGCCUCUGCAUCAGCCUCGUCCAGCAACUGGUCGAUCGCCUCGCUCCCGCUACCUUUGCCCAGCGAAGCACGUCGAUACCCUCGCGAAGCUGUCAACGGUGCUGUCACGUAUGCUGCCAACUUGCUUCAACUCGUUGCCGCAUAUCUCGGAAUUGCUCUCCCCUUUUCCAUCGAGCAGCACAAGGGCCGCCUGGCCAUUUGUCCUGACCCACUCUGGGAUGGCGGCGGAGGCUCGAGCGCAAAGACGCUUCAUCUCUCAUCAAGUGCAUAUACCUACCUCACCGCCACCCACACGGCCGCCUCACGUCCUUCCAAGCUCAAUAAUCUUGCAGAGUCUACCUAUGGUCUCGGAGCGUCGACUCUGUCCACGAUCGAGUCGUAUAUCCACCUCCCUUCCAGCACGAGCCUGCCAUGGGGCCUGUCGUCCACCUCGGCGCAGCCUUCCAAGCCGACAUACAACACAACUCCCACGCAUGCUGAGGCAGACCAGAAUCGACGUUCCGACACUAACCCGCGUACAGGCUUCAAAUCCAAGCCGGAGCAAGCUGCCAAGUCGUUUGUCUCGGCUCUCGUCAUGUUCUCCUACAACGUUGCCUACCUCGCUGCCAAACAGGGAAUCCGGCUCGACCUCGUCGCAGCUGCAGCAAAUCCUCUUGAAAUUUUGACCAAGGUCAUGCAGCAAGCCGAACUUGGUCGUUUUGCGCACGCUAAUCAUAUCCGUCCUUCGAGCAUCCAGGAUCUGAGAUUACCUGGCCUGGACUAUGAGCAGCUCGCUCAGAUUUUGGAGCCAAACAACGCAACAGCCGACAGCUACAAGCGCGGUUCCACCAAGUCCGCCAAAGUCGAAAUGGAAAAGGCAUCGUCUUCAAAGCCUAGCAAGACGCCCAAGAUUCUUGAGCAAAGUUAUGUUGAUGUCGGCGAAGCGGCAGCUUCGGUGUUCGACAUCAAGGAUCCUUCCACGAUGACCCGCAAGCCGAAUUUGCAGUCGCCGUCAUCUAACCGGACGCCUUCGCAACAGACGCCACGGCAUUCAGACUCGACUUUGACCAGACAAGCCGGCCAGCCUAAUGCCAUCAGUAGUCUUCAGAAGCAACGAGUUGAUGCGGGCAAACGCAGUAGCUCGGCAAUGCCUGCCCAGCCUCCUCCCUCGCUCGACUUUCUGCGUCAACGUGGGCGUGAUGCCUCCAAGGCGAAGCCCGACUAUUCUAACGCCAGUCCUGUUUUUCACUUGACGGGAGCCGAGCCUGUGCCGGCCAAAGUCGGUCCCGGUGCUGUCAUUUUCAAUGGUGUCGAGGUUGGCGUUGGCAAUCUCACUCCGACCGACUCGACGCGCGGCGAAUCUGGCAAGAAGCCCCGCAAGCAAACGAACGACGAAGGCUGGAACCUCGUCUAG
This is a messenger RNA of Mycosarcoma maydis (corn smut), 2679 nucleotides long. RefSeq lists its product as uncharacterized. Gene Ontology annotation, cellular component: lytic vacuole; endosome. The transcript has a single exon. Gene Ontology annotation, molecular function: SNARE binding. The coding region runs from base 1 to 2679 and encodes 892 amino acids. NCBI's taxonomy places the organism in Eukaryota, Fungi, Basidiomycota, Ustilaginomycetes, Ustilaginales. The record is from RefSeq and is a predicted model, not a curated record. Gene Ontology annotation, biological process: SNARE complex assembly.